This is a messenger RNA of Podarcis lilfordi (Lilford's wall lizard), 13780 nucleotides long. The record is from the annotation of a GenBank genome assembly. NCBI's taxonomy places the organism in Eukaryota, Metazoa, Chordata, Lepidosauria, Squamata, Lacertidae.
AGCCGAGCCUGGGCAGGCAGGUGAGCAAGGUAAAAACAUGCAAAGGAGCCACAGGAGAGGCAGCUGACUGGCUCUGGCUGGGAACCCGUCCCGUCACCAACAGGUUGGGUAACUUGUCCAUCAGCCGAGGAAGGCAGAGUCCCGAGCGCAGCCUCCCUCCUUCAUUCCACCUGCCGGCGGGACUACCUGGAGGAGCUCACCUGGCGCGCUCUCGCUCCCUUGCGCACACACACGCACACCUGCGCGCCUGACUUCAGCUGCGGGUCUCAGCGACGCACCGGGGACCAAAGGAAAUGGGGAGUUUGCUGGGAGGCCUGGGCCUCCUGCUCUUCGUCUCUGGUGAGUACCGGGCAAAAAGAAGCGGCUCUCUCUCCGGAGAUUUAGCCUGCCUCCCUCCCUCCUCCUUUCCCAGCACCGGGGUGCGGGUUGGGCGCUGCGUUCCCGCCACCCGCGCCCAGCCCUUUCGCCUGCCGGUCGUUUCCCAUCUCUUGCACUCCCAUUUUCAGAGCCGUGGCCGGUUUGGCAAGCACGAGGGGGAAGAGCUGCAAACUGGCCUUUUCCAACUGUUGGGCUGUCUGAAAGUGUGCGUGGCGAAGGUGCUAUGCAAUGGGGGCCAAGUUUCAAGUCCUCACUGGGGUGGCUUUUGAGACUCCCCGCCACCUGCUUGCUUGGAGCAAUAGCCUAGCCUGUGUGACUUGGUCAGAGGACAUUGAGGCAACCCCCAAGCUGAGCCAUCCUGUGUUAUGUAUUGGGGUGGCGGUAGGAUAACAUGGCGUUUUGUCAUGGUAUCUGUGGAGUGAUUCAUUCUUCCUCAAUAGUAACCCGUGGCUAUAUAUGCCAAUCUCAAAAGGAAGGUGUGGGGACUCGUACUGGUUUGGAAGCUCUGUUGUUUUAGCAUUGGCCACCUCGUACCUAGGAUCUGAAGAGGCUGAGUGUAGCUGUUGUAUACAAAAAAAGGUAUUCUGGACAUGCUCAACGGCAUUCUUGUCAGGGCUUGUGGCUUCGCACCAUUUUUAAUAAAUUCAUCACCGCGUGACAUAUGUAGAGCUUAAAACUGAACUCCAGAGCAGUGCCAUAUUGUUUAAAAAAACAAACACGCCCCAAAAUUUAUCAGCACGCAUGAUGAUCCAUUAUGUCCCCUAGAUGAGUUUUAUUGCACUGUUAAAUUGUAAGGAGGGAAACCAUGACAACUGUUAAAAGGAAUCCUCGAAAAUAAUGGAACAUAUGACAAGCCAGCGUGGCACGUUUAAGUUGGUGGUUGGGGAGCAGGUUCUGUUUAUGUGUGGAGGGGAGGUAGGGGUGUGUGUGUGUGUGUGUGUGCAUGCGCGCACAGUGACUGGGGGUCUGAUGGCUUUUUAAAGUGCAGAAUUGAAACAAACACACCCCAGCCUUUCCUUCCUUCCUUCUUGAAAGCAGUGUAUGCAUGGCUGGGGGUGGAAUAGGUGCCACAUUCCUAGAGGACAAAGGUCCUUUCAGUCUUGGGAAAACACACACAGAAAGGGAAGGGGAAGAAGAGAAGUAUCUUCCUUGGAACUUGUCCCAAGUAAAGGAGGAGGGAGGGAACUUUGCCAUGGUGGGUUUUUUCUCCUUUCUCUGUUGGAGCUCCUGUGACUUUAAUGGAAAACAGGAGAAACCACAUAAGUGAAUUGUUCAUAAUUCGUGCUGCAACUUCAUACCGGAAAGGACUGCACCUGCUGAAUUUCUUCCUGCCAUGCAGCUGUUAAAAGCACAGGAGUUCUGCCAGGGAGGAAAAGGUUGCAACUCGAUAUAGAAAAGUUAUCUACAGAUGGUGCUCCAUGGAUGGCAUACACUCUAAUCUGAAACACCCUAUUGUCUUCUCCAAGAUAAGUGAGAACUGGUGUUAGUUGUUCCUUUGUCAAAGAAUAAGACUUUAGGGCUGAGUCCUUUCUCAGAGGCUUGGGAACACAGUGGGGUCUAGUGAGCUGGUGGACAAAUCUGGCCUAGGAGCCAAAGGGCAUAAAGCCUUUUUUGUUGCUGCUCCGUCAACACUCUUUUUCAAACAGCGCAACCCACUUGUGAAACUUCCGUUAUCUAUCCGACAACCCCGAAACUCUUUGUAACCUGACACCCUUGGGAAAAGUGGCUGGAAGGCAAGCAGUUGAGAACAGUGGAGUUCAGGGUGUAUGUGUGUGCGUGUAAGAGAGGGAGAGAAUAUGAUCUGUGCAAAUUGUUCAUUGGGGUGUGGGUCCAGUGCUGACCUCAGCCUCUGGCAAGAGUGACUCUGUUUCCAAGUGUAAUAAAGGAACAAGAGUCAGGGUCUCUCGUCUGGAAUUUCUUAUUUGACCAAGGCUUAUUAAGGUGGCAUUCUGACACUUGAAUUCAGCAGCAAUGCUCCAUUCCCUAGAACAUGAUAAGGCCACCUCUGAGCAUGUGCAGAGUACUUCUUUCUUACCACUAAAGAAUUAUGGCCAGGUUCUAUCCCUGGGAUCGUAGAGUGGUAUCACCUCCUCCUGGCACCUCUCUUCUUAGAAACUUGCUUCAGUAUUCACAGUGAAACUGGCAAAGCAUGCAGGACAGAAUCAUGUUAGUUCAAGUUUACUGUACAACCUGCAAUAAAUAGCUGUAAUGCUGCUGUUCAGGAUACUAGUCAGUCAUGUCUUUUUCCUAGGAUACCCCAUUCCCUUGCCUAGGUUCCCUGUUCCCCUCUCAACAGAUGCUUGGGCUGUUGCCAAUGAACUCAUUUGGUCUUCACUGAGCUGUUUUGGGGAAUUGCCCUCUCUGCGGGUUUCCCCCCUAAAGCUUUUUUGUUCUUCAGCAAAUCUCUGUUAAUACAUCCCUUAUGGCAUUGCCUGUAAACAUCGUCCACGUUCCAGAAUUUUUUACUGUGGGGCCUCUUUCCUUGUUACUGCAACUCCAUUUCCUGUAAAGCUUCACCUGUUGAAAUUCUGUCUGUCAUGUAGCUGUGAAAGGUGUAAAGGCAAGAAAAGGCAUUCUACCCUAAUUUUUAUUCUGCAGUUGCUCCCCCACCCCCAAAGAGAACAAGUCAAACUGGAACUUUCCAGGUCAAAAUGUGACAUGUUGGAAGUGUAUUGAUGGGAACUCUACUGAAUGGCACAAAUUUGCCCCGGGGAUGAAUUGAGAAGGGCACCUUCAAGUGCCUGGUGUCCUGCAGGUGUGCCCUGAUAUGGCUGAGCCCCAGGAGGUGGGGUAGAGCAAGAGGGCAAGGAUAGUUCAGGCUGGUUUCUUUCUGUGACAUUUUGUCUCUGAGGGUGGGGCAGGCUCGGACGUCAUUGGUAGGUUACCCAACCAGUUGGGCCUGCCUCUAUUUUUAAAUGUCCUACUUGCUCAUCUCACCGCAACCUCUUGAUGGCGGAGCCAAAAUAGCAAGCAGUGUGUGUAUGAGGACUGGCCAGGAUGCCUGGAAUCAGCUUGUUUUGUGGGGCCUUUCUUGGUGUCGGUUUGUGGGUGGAGGUCUCUGCUGUUGUUGUUUUGAUAGUUCAGCUGAGUAAGAUCACAAAAAUCUGGCCCAAACCUAGGAUAUUUUGAGGGCCAAUGGAGACUAGGUGCAUGCUGAAUGUAGCGCCCCCUAGAGGGUUGCUAUCUGUUUUCACUUAAAAGCACUGUCAUGGAAUGGUCAGAGUUGGUGGCUCAAAAGUACCAACAGAACACAACUGGGCCUCUUGCAAGAGGAUUUUCAUGCUUGAGAGCCCAGUUCAAAACCUGCUAAUUCUCGUGUUCCGCAUUACGUAGCUGGAAGAUACAAGAUGAGGCCAACCGCACAUGUCUGUUAAGGAGAGAGAAAAAUGCUUUGGGCAUCAAAUGUGGCUUAGGCAUUCUUUGUCUACUUGUAUCAGAGUUCCCAUGACGGGGCCUUUUCAGUAGUGGUGCUGCAAAACUCUCUCCCUGUGAAUUUUUGCUGGUCCUUUUUCUUUUAGGGUUUAUUGAAGACUUGCUUUGUUUCAGCCUGCCUUUUAUACCACACUUGUAUUUGUUUAAUGUUGCAUUGGAUAUGGCUUUAUCUGCUGCUCCUUCUGAUUGAUUUCUGCUUCUGAUAAUUCUGCAUACUUCCUAUUUCAAUUGUUGUUUUAAUUCCGUAAGCCCCUUUGUGGUUCAAAAAUAAGUAAAUUGUGCAAAACUCUUACCAACUUGAUCAGAAGAUGCCCUUUCCAGAUUAGAACCAGCAGCCCCUAGAGCGUUGGCCCCUUCUAAGUUGGAAACUUAUGAUGCAGACUUAGUAGGACCUCAAGGGACUUGCUGUGGCAACAGCAUGUAAACUUUGGCACCAAGUCAUAUUUUAAUUAUGAAAGAGGAGGUCAACAAACAGGCCACUGGGGUUUAAUGGCUAAGAUCCUCUUCAUUCCUCAAAGAGCCAUUUCAGUUUUCAGAUUAGUUGUGACAAAACCAUACUGCUCUGAGUUGCGUUUUAGAUAUCUGCUCGCCCAGUGUUUGAUCAUCCAGAGAACCAGAAAGAAACCCCCUGGCCUGCUCUUGUGUCUUUAAGAUGGGGAUAGGGAACCUAUAGGGCACCAACAUCUGGAGGGCCAUGACUCCCAUCCCUGACCAUUAGCUAUGUUGACUGGGACUGAUGGGAGUAUCAACAACAUCUGGAGGCACGGGUUCCCCAUCCUUACUCUUAACUGCAGCUCAGGGUGCAGAAGCAGGCAGAGGAAGUUUUGGACAGCAUGGAAAUACUAAUUUCCCAUUCCUGUCUGCAUACUGACCUGUUGUGAAAGGCAGAGAUUCAGCUGGUUGAAAGUUUGCAAUGCUUAGAAGCCAAAAGGAAGACCUUCCCUGGAAUGCCACAAGGUGGUCAUCAGCUUCGAUGGAGACAAGAGGGGAAUAGACAAAUGGAUAAGACUGUCAAUGGCUACUAGCCAAGAUAGCUAUAUAUUGCCUCCAGGAUCAGCAGUGGGAGUUUGCUCAGACACCCAAUUUUGCUUUAACAAAAAAGUCAGGAAAUGAAAUGGCCAAUGCUGUCCAUAAUAUAUAUUUUUUCAUAAGCACAAAGUGCCUGACAUUAGAAAAACAAAAAUGUGUGGAAACACAAGCCUUGACAAUUCGAGCCUUGUAGAGGGGCUAAAUAUGAACUUCUUUAUUCUCAUUUGCCUAUUCAGGUUCCCCUCUUCUCCCUCUCCGUGUCCCCAGUGACUCGCUGGCUGGAUGCUCUGCCAAGUCCGCUCAGACUCAUCUCCCAGGAAUCAUUGGCACUGCAGGAUUUUAGAAAGCCAAUCUAGGCCGACAAGCAGGGCGGGAAACAAAUCCUUGGGAAGCCACAGCUGUGGCAAGAGAAACUGGGGCAGCAGGAGCAGAGAGGCACACCCUGGCUUCCUUCUCAUAGGUUGUAGAAAGUACAGCCUAAGGAGGAAACGUCAGAAAGGCCUGGGAGAAAUCACCUUUCUCUCUUCGUCAGCAUGACAACGUCCCCUGGUGUGUAAUUUCCAAAAUGAAACAUGCAUGGGGCCUGGUGUGCUCAGAAACUAUGACUUUUGCAGCCACCUCUUUUUCUUUUCCCCGGGUGGCAAGCUGUGCCUAUUGCAACAGAGGAAAAAUUCUGUAGGUGCAGCUUCCUGGUCUGGAGGUGCAGCAGCGAGGGAAGGUUAUUCCUGUGUAAUUUCUGACUGCUGCUCAUUUGCACACACCUGCCUUACUGUCUGACCUUUCUGACCUGGGAUUGAAGCGCCAGUCUAUACGAUUGGCAGAAUCAAGUGGUAUUUUGGUAGAGCUUUUCUUAGGCUGCAUCACUUUUUGCUGCAAUUCUGGUUUCAAGUCAGAAUGCCACUUAGCCUUGUCCUGUGUGCAGAAUUUUUCUUUCUCCUUGAGGGAGCAAUCUGUCUCUCAUCAUUCACUCUGGAGCCUGAAAUAAUACAAUUGGAACAAGCACUCCGCUUGAUUUCUCCAAAAUUCUAAGAAAUAUUCCAGCAACUCUAGGAUGGGGAAGGGUUUUAAUGAAUUGUAACAGAUCAAUGUGGAGGACAGGAUUCUUGUGUUUGAUUACUUGAGACAAAGUGAGGCCUGGUGACUCUUAAAGACAUUACAGUACUCGGAAACAGAAACAUAAAAGUGGGAUCUUGAUCAGACAAAUGUUGGUUCAUAUGUAGUGCUAAGCUAAACCAUGGCUUAAGGCAAAUAAGCCAACAUGCAGGCUCCUGGAGAGGGGAUGACAGCAGCUUCUCUCCUUGUCCUCUGGUGGUUCCGCUGUUGCACUUCUUUGAAUUAAACUUUAGUUUAGCAUGUCCAAACCCAUAAGCUGUAAACCCUAGAACAAACCUUGGUUAUAGCUCACCCUUUGCUGGAGCAAGAGAGACCACGAGCCAGAGCAACACAGCAACAAGAGGUGCAGAGAAGGAGCACAGCAGCUAUGAUCCUUUUCCAGGAAGCAGCAUGUUUGUUCAUUGCAUUAAGGCUAAGGAUCGUCUUAGUGUUGAAGUGCAGACUAGGUCAUAGUUGGAAAGAGUUUUCAAGUAAUUUGUUUUUUGUUUUGUUAUUAAAUGUGAAAAUAUUUAAGUGCUAUUUGUUCUAUUGUAAUCAAAAUGUUGCAAUUUGUCGUUAUAACUCUACUUCUUUUUUAAUUUCACAGUAUUCUUCUCAUGCUCCCACUCUGCAGCCAUUGGAGCCAACAGCACCCAACAAGGUAAGAUAUCUGAAUUUUGCAUGAAUGGGUGUGAAUUUUAAUUUUAUUUUUUAAAAAGAACAACACUGCACACCACUAAGUAUGUCAACAAUGGACAUCCAUUGAUUACCUUCCCUGUUUUCUCACAUACUAAUUUAACUCUCCCUCCUCUGCUCACACCAAUUAUUAUUUAGGUUCCAAAUUCGCUUCCUAGAGUCUAGAAAGCAACUUUUUUACAGACACUUAAAACCCUGCCUUCAACACAGUAGGAAUCUUCUUCGGUCAGCUCUGUGGCCUCUGAGAUUUCAGUAGGCAUUGUGCAUACACAUUCAGUCCCAUCUCUGCAGCCAUAUAAGGUCUACAAAUACAGGCUUCCAUAUUUAAAAAUACAGUUUUGAGAGAUUUCAGAAUGCCUUUUCUACCUCUUAUUGAAUGGUUGGAUCACCGGAAACAUAUAGGAACCACUUUCAGGGUUCUUCUUACAGUCAAGCAGUAUAUAAAUUAUAUGAACGAAUAACUUAGGAAGCUGCCUUAUACCAAAUCAUACCUUUGGUCAGUUUAGCUCAGUAUUGUUUACAAUGAGUCCUGAUGGCUGCCUGGGAUUUUGGGCAAAAGCUUUCCCAGGCCCUACCUGGAGACACUGGGGAUUGAACUUGGGAACUUCCACAUGCAAGGCAGAUGCCAUUCCGGUGAGCCAUGACCCUUCCCCACACAGAAGGAGAAACAUAAUAUGAUGCAGAGCCCAUCAUGUUGUCUGAUCGUCGUGUACAAAAGAACAUGUGAUGUGAGUGAUUUCUGGAACGCCUUUUCACUCUGCAAAAUGUCUUUAUGUCUGCAGGAUUCUGUGGAGUGCCCGCUAUGGGGCGAAUCAUGGGUGGCAUGAACGCCGAGCAUGGACAGUGGCCCUGGCAGGUAUCCCUGACCAGCAGCAGCAGCGGCCGUCACCUCUGCGGAGCAUCUCUCAUUGCCCCCCAGUGGCUAGUCACAGCGGCACAUUGCUUACCUGCGUAAGUGCAAGGCAUCCGUGGAAUAAGAUGCCGUUGUGGGUGUUGGGGAAGAGAGCAGGCAAUGCCUUUUGGAUAGGAAGUUUAAAUCAGGCAUAGGCAAACUUGGCCCUGCAGAUGUUAUGGGACUACAACUCCCAUCAUCCCUAGCCAACAGGACCAGUGGUCAAGGAUGAUGGGAAUUGUAGUCCCAAAACAUCUGGAGGGCCGAGUUUGCCUAUGCCUGGUUUAAAUAAUAGAAAGCUGGUGAGGCAUGCAGACACUAUCCUGCAGCCUUCUCGUAAUUCGAGAGCUUGGUUUACUGAUGAGGAUGCUAAAAAUGUUGGCUUUAGCAUUUGCAUGGUGCUUCCGAGUGUUCAAAGCAUUGCCAGAAGAUAACGAACCGGUAUGUGAAAUUUGAAAAGACCCUGAAAGGUGGGCCUGUUCUGUUAUAUAUCUAUAUUUCAGAUAGUGAGGGUUGAGAGAGAAUGGUUUUUCCAACACCACCUAUGGCAGAGACGAGAUUUGCAAUGGAGACCUCAUCCUCCCCACUUCAUAACUCAUCACUUAGUCUCAUAGGAGCUAUGCUAUGUUAGAUUUUAAUCAGUACUUAUAGGUCCAGGAAAGACAAAAGUAUCCCCUGUGUGUCUGCCUAGUGCUAAUUCAUUAACAAACAACUCCGAGGUCUCUGCUUUCCCUCUUAUGGUUCUGUAUCUCUAACGUGGACAGCCCUUCCUAGAUCGCUUCUGAAAAAUGGGGAGACACAUUCAUGUAGAAUGGCCCUUACAACCACUAGGGAGAGGGCCUUUUCAGUAGUGGCUCCCUGGCCAAUGGAGCAGGCUUCCCAGUAAAGCUUGCUUGGUGCUAUAUUUGUGGUAUUUUUAGUUUCAGAAUAUUUUCUAAAUAAUUCUUGCAAUCUGGGUCCCUCAAUUUUUUUUUUUUAAUAUAUUGCCUUUAUUUGGGCUGUGUGUGAUGAAUUUUGUUUUUCACAUAUUUAUCUUUUUGAAUUUAUGGUUUCAUGGCUUAUUUGUAUCAAAAUGGUUUUCUUAUUUAUCAUAAGCCUCCCAGAUAACUUUAUGGGGCAGAAUACAAAUGUCAUAAACAAGGUCAAUCCAUGACUGCUCUCCAUGCAGGUUAAAUGAAAUCUCCACAUUAAGAAAAGUUCACCUCUAAAUACUAGUUUCUGGGGCAGAAUUAAAUGGAAGACUGUUGCUUUCUCUCCCUCCCCAUGUGCUAAAGACACCAGUCUGGCUACCAUUGGAUAUGUGAUCCCUAGUACAGGUACUCUUAGACCCUUAUCAAUGACCUCCUUUUGCAUCUUAGAAAUGAAUUUUAAUACAAUAUUGCUUCCUCUCCUUUUUGCAGGAGGGCUGAAAUUGAAGACUACGAUGUCGUCCUGGGGGUCCAUCGGCUGAAUGACCCCCCAAACGACCUGCAAGUUAUGCAGGUGGAGCAAGUGAUUAAGCACCCUGACUACGUGGAAGAAGAAGGCUCGAAAGGGGACAUUGCCCUGGUGAAGCUCAAGAAGGCAGUGAACUACAGCCGAACAAUCCGGCCCAUCUGCCUGCCCGCCUCUUCUGUCGUCUUCCCGGCUGGCAUGAAGUGUACCGUCACCGGCUGGGGGAACGUGCUUGUAUCCAGUAAGGAAGAAAUUGUUUUCCUAUUGGAGUCAUGGUCCUUAGAGUGAUGGAACUUGUUGUAGCGCUAUGAUGCGACCACAUCUGGAAUGGGGGGGGGCACAGCUAAUCCUCUGUAAUGCCAUAUUUCCCUUGUGCAGUCAGGGCUCAGUCCCCAUCUCUCUCCUCCAUCCCCUCCACCCAAAAAGGCCUCCCUUCAUAUCUCAGCAUGGAGGCUUAGGCCUGGGGCAUGUGAAGAGACAAUGGUUGCCUCUGCAUAUGAGAUGAGUGCCUUUGUUUCUUGUCCAUAUCUUGAUGCAGACAUAGCCUCAGCUGUAGGAAAGGAGUCCGUAGCUGCAGAUUAGGGAGUCUGGCUUCCAGAAUGAUGAGGCACUUAUCCACCUGCACUCCCAACCCAAUGGCAAACACCCAGCCACCUGGGACACAAAAAGAGGCUGGUCCAUUAGAGUGAAUGGGGAGCUGCCCCACCAACCUCAGCCUGCCCUUAGCUGCCCCCACUUGCUCUGCAGCCUUGCUUCCAAUCAGCCCAGGAGUGGCACCACCUUUCAGCAUCCUCCUCCUCCUUGGACUCUGUGUUGCUCCUCGUAGAACUUGGCAGAGAGGAAGAUAGGGACAAAAUUAGAUUGAGUCGCCUUUGCCCGCCAUUGGUGCUGGCUGCACCUACUGUUGGCCUCCUGCCCUACCAGUCCCCACUGCAGGACAGCCUUUCUCCACAUCUGGGAACUGACUCUGAGUUUUGUUUCUUCCUUUAGCAAGCCUCCCCACACCCAAGACGCUACAGCAGCUUGAAGUGCCCAUUAUUGGGCUAGACACUUGCAAGUGCCUGUACAGGCGAAACCCUGACCCCGAGGAUCCCCUCACCGUCCACGACGACAUGAUCUGUGCUGGCUUUGCUGAGGGGAUGAAAGAUGCCUGCCAGGUGAGAUCAGGCAGGAGGAGAGGGGAGGCUGGGGGUGCCCGUUCGUUGAGGAAAGGGGGUGGCAUUUUAGAAUGAGGCAGUGAGAGCCAGAUUCGGCACUGUACAAACGGCCAAGGCUGAUGGCCUUUUCGUGUUCAGCUUCAGCCAGCAUCUGUUUAUAUGUUGCAUAGACGUCUGGAAAGAAAGUGCUGUAGCAACUCAUGGAUUAGAACCCCCUCUUAAGGUAUAAAUAUGCACUGUGCCCCCUUUCCCCCCUUGGUUAUGAGGCACUUUGUAGCCCUUCUCAGGCAAUUCACUAUACUUGUGUCUAUAAGUGAUCAUGUGACAGGCUGGAGGCAGUUCUUGCCAGUCCUGCCCUGAGUCAUCUUUAUUCCACAUAGAACAGGGUAUAGAGUCCUUUUUUGGCCCAGUGAGCCAGAUCUUUUUUCUCCCUCCCUGACUGCUCUGGCUGGCCAAAUUUGCUAGGUGAGCAAAAUCACUCUCCCACCUGUCAGCCACCUGAGAUUUUAUCGAAGUUGGCUAGCAGGGUAGGGGAGGAGAUAGUCAUAAAGCAGGAUUGAACUCCUUGCCCUUCAGUGGAUGGGCGGGAGUGUUUGAUCCUGAUUUCUGCAGGGAUCAACUGUGCCAAUGAGUUCCUGACAGGAAACUUGCUCACCCGACUGAGCUAAGCAGGACCAAACUCCCACCUGUCAGCUGAUGUCACCUGAUUGACACGUGAUUCCAGGGUGGUUCUGGAAAAACUGCCUUGUGGGCUUAGCUGGAAGCCCUGGCAGGCUACGCUUGGCUGAUGGGCUAGGGAUCCUCCAUCGCAAUGUAGGUGGGGACCACGUUGAAUAGUUCUUGGGGGUAUACUUUGAGUAAUGCCGACCCCCUUAACUCACUUGGAUCCUUCAAAAUAGCUGCCUGUGGAAGAGUACUCUCAAGUCCAGAUGCUUACAGUCAGCCUUCUGGCGUUUCCCUCAUUGAGAAAAGUGAGGUUACAGGGAAACAGAGGGCCUUCUCGGUAGUUGCACCUGCACUGUGGAACGCCCUCCUGUCAGAUGUCAAGGAAAUAAACAACUAUAUGACUUUUAAAAGACAUCUGAAGGCAUCCCUGUAUAAGGAAGUUUUAAAUGUGUUCUGUUUUACAGUGGUUUUAUAAUUAGUUGGAAACCAGAGUGGCUGGGACAAUGCGGUCAGAUGGGAGGCAUAUAAAUUAUUAUUAUUAUUCCCAAUCCAAUAACCAUUUUCCCUCCUAGGGUGACUCUGGAGGACCCCUUUCCUGCCGUAUUGGCAAUGCUUGGCUGCUGGCCGGAGUGGUGAGUUGGGGGGACGAAUGUGGAGCCCCCAACAGGCCUGGUAUCUACAGCCGCAUCUCAACCUAUGCCGACUGGAUUCAGGCAAAUGUUCCAGAGGUGCAGCUCAGCCAAGUGACCUCCGACGUGCAGCCCAUCUCGGAGGAGGGCAUGUGCUCUGACACUCCUGACCCUAGCCGGCCUGGACCUUACGAUGACAUCCAGCCUCAGCCAGGCUGGUCCCGUCCCAUCAAGCCGACAAACCCUGCCUCGGGCAGCGCUGUGUCCUGGGCCUGCAUGUCCAGCCUGCCUCUUCUUGUCCUCUUCCUUCAGACCUUCCACUAUUUCUUAUGAAUCGUCCCUCAAGUGGGCCAAAUGACUGAUUGUGUAGCGGGGGGAGAGCAGUCCCUUCCUACUCUGUGCUCAAGUGGGUGGUCCCACUAUUUCACAUUCUGCCAUGCCUCAGGUUUUUUCGCUUUGCUGUCUGGAAGCAUGUGAUGUUCUUGGUACGAUUACAAAACAGCAGCCUUGUUCUGGAGCAGAGGGUUCUGCCAAGCCACGAAGGUUCAGUCCAAUGUGCACUCGAGGUCUGCUUAGUAUAUAUACCUUACAUUCCAACUUGCUGUUUCCUCCUUCCCUUUUGUUCCCUUUGACAUGUUAAUUUAUGACAAUCCCCUGGGCCUGCUGCUGGAGAACUUGCCCUGCCUCAGCACAAUUACAGAAGCCAUGAAUGGCAACCACCUCCUUGCCUCUUUGUUGAGGGCAGACUCACAUUAAGUUGUCUUUGUCUCCUCAUCAUGCCAGGUCCUGAUCUGCCCUCUGGGUCUUGGUUCUCACUAAUCCUGGAUUUCACCAUUGUUACCAAUGUAUUCUUCACCCAAAUCCAUUUAUCUCGAUCUGCCUUCUGGUUAUCGCCCCUCAGCUUCCCUCCACCCUUUCCAGUCUAUAACAGGGUGCCUUCGUGGUUCUUUUUGGGGUCUUUGCUCCUGCUAACCAUUGCAGCUUCAGUCCUGAGAAGCUCCACACAGAUUCUACUGGCACACCAGUGGUUUUGCUGCCUGGUCUCAUCCUAGAAUGUGAGUUGGCUCCCUCUAAGCCAAAUCAGUUAGCUGAACCCUACACCUGUUUCUUAGGGUCCAGUUCAAACCAUUGUCCGAUAUCCCACUGAUUCCGAUACCUCAUGGAGUUGGGUAUAAACUAUACCCUCAAACACCCCCUUCUAUGGUGCCUGCUGGCUGGAGGUAGUGUGGAGUGUCAUCUAGGGAGCCCAGCCGACACAGCCUUUGUGUUAAAGCCUCAGUAGUCCACCGUGAUUGGAUCAAGACCAGUGUUAAAGAAGUGACACUCAGCGAUGUGUCUGUGGAAGCAGCAUCAGUCUCUAGGGGAUCUGUGACGCUCCAGGUGGUUCCAUGGCACCCAAUCUGCUUUUUGCUUCCUGGAUUCUUAUGGCCCUUGACAUGUGUGUUUGGGGGCAACUAAGACAACAUGUUUUCCCGAUGCCUCCUUGAAGCUCAGACUGAAAAGAUGGAGUGACGGGACCGAACCAUGUUUCUUAAUUAGCUGCCACAUUUUGACCCCUGGCUGAGGACUUGGUCAUCUUUGUGUGCUGACCGGACUGCAACUUCCCUUGACUGGCUUGGAUUCUUUGAAUGGUAACCUCACUUAGGUUUCUGUGUGUGAUCAAUAAAUCUCUCCAUUGGUGGAGUGUGUGCAUGUCUAUGUAUGUAUGUAUGUAUGUAUGUAUGUAUGUGUGUGUAUAUAUAUAUAUAUAUGUGUAUGCGUGUGUGUGUGUGAUAAAAAGUUGCGGGAAACAUAAUCAGGGCAACAUUACUGCUAAAUGAAAUGUCCUGCCUUAGCUUGAAGAUUUAUUUAUGAUGCAGCAUGACUUGCAUGUGAGGCAGAAAUGGAAUGGGACUGCUUUACGUAAGUUUGCUGCUGCCGAAUCAUAGACAUAUUAUUGGUCUUCCCUGACAACCUGUAUUUGCACAUCUUUUUAAAAUAAGUAUGUAAGCAUCUAUUUGUUUCUUUGGGAAGGAUGAGAAUCAGAUGUUGCUCUCACAAUGAAGGGUUUUUAAUAAAGCAAAUAGUAAUUCUAAAGUGACGGUAGUAGUUGUGUUAACUUCCACCACUGUCCUGAGCGCCGACUGAAUCCAGAGACAAAUUCCGCAUGUUAAGGGGCUGCUUGCAACACUUGAAAUACCUGUGUACAGAGGUGGGGGGAAAUUCCUUUGGAAGUGGCUGCAUAAUGAUAAGACCAGGUUCACAGGCUUAUGGGAGUUGCUCCAUUUUCUACUGGAACUGAAAGUGAACUAACCAGAGUCCCAGCAAGAUAGUCACUAAGGUGACAGACAGAAUGCCCUCCAUAAGCCAUGCAUUCUGUUACAGCUGGCCCAGUG